CGUCCCAGACAAACACAAAGCACCGCCCAAGCCAUGUCGCACGCCGCCCUCAAGCGCCUCGCCAAGGAGUACAAGGAGCUCCUCGCCUCGCCCAUCCCGAGUGUUUCAGCGGUCCCUAACGAAGACAACGCCCUCGUGUGGCACGCCAACAUAGCCGUGCCGCUCGAGGUGGACACGUCGACGCUCCUAGUUGCGCCAAUGCACCUGGUCAUCCAGUUCAAGGCAGACUAUCCUGCGUCGGCACCUAACGCUGGCUUCCUCGUCCACUGGCCGUACCGCAUGGGCGCCAGCAGCAUCGGCACUGAGCACGACGGGGCGGAGCUCAAGGGCGCCCAAAUAAUCUGCCUCGAUAUCCUCGGAAACUUUGGGCACCACCACAGGGAGUGGGCCGGACAGCGCGGAUCUGGGUGGAGUCCGGCGUACUCGGUCUCGACGCUGCUGCUCAACCUGCAGGCGCUCCUGCUGGAGCUCGACGGCAGCCUGAGCCCGCGGGAGAAGCGAGAUCUGUACCAGCGCGCACGGAGCUACCGCUGCGAGAUCGGCGAUUACGAGCACUCGGGCGAAGCGCCGUACCCGCCGCUCGAGACGGAGACGCCGACGGAGCUGGCCGAGGCCACGCCGCUGGCGGCAACGCCGGUCGCGCGGUGCUACUUCUCGCUGCUCACGCACGAGGAGGCGACGCUCGGCUACGGCGUGUACUUCGAGAAGGGCAAGCCGAAAAGCUUCGGCGAGCUGAUCUCGUGGUCGGCCUUCCACGAGCAGGGCCUGCGGCAGACGUCGCAGAAGGAGCCGUUCACGCACUGGCUGCCCGCCUUCAUCAACCCCGCGCACGCGAGCGAGAGCCCGCAGUGGGCGGCGCGCAUGAAGGCGUCGCUCGCCGAGCUGGCGAAGGCGACCGGCGGCAGCGGCGGCUUCUCCCCGCCGCUCGCCGUGCUCCCCGCGCUGAUCAACUCCAUGGUCGUGGAGAUCAACCGCGGCGACAAGGCCUCGGCGAUCGCCUUCUUCGAGGCGCUCUCCUCCUUCUGGCGCGCGCUCCACUGGUGCGUGACGACCGACGGCACGCUGCGGGCGGAGGCGGUGCGCACGGUGCAGAGCUUCAUCGAAGACCGUGCCGCGCGGCACAAGCGCGCCGUGCCCGACGUCGGCUGCCUGCUCGCGCUCGCCACGGCGCUCGUCGGCGAGUACGACCGCGCCAAGUUCGUCGACGCCUACCUCGACGAGAGCUUCGUGCGCUGCGUGAUGUGGUGGCAGGGCGAGUGCCGAGCGGAGGCGGCGGCCGUCUUCCGGGCGACCGCUGUCAGCCGCGGCAUCUUCCUCUUCCAGCUCACGGUGCUGCGUGAGGUGAUUGGCGACGCCCCGGCCUCGACCGCUGAGGCGAUGGACGCGUCGAACGGCCGGGUGCCCGAGCGCCUCGACGCGCUGCAGGCGGCGUGGAAGGAGCUCACGGGCAGCGCCGAGCCGGCGAGCUGGGACGCGUACGCCGCGGCCACCGGCUGCUCGCCCGAGACGCGCCAGCGGAUGGGCGCCACCACGGACGCGUGGAUCGCCGAGUGCGUGAAGCGCGCCGCGGAGGCCGGCUACUCGCGCGGCAAGGGCAAGGGCAAGGGCGGCGGCAAGGGCGGAGGUGGUGGUGGCAAGGGCGGCGGCGGCGGUGGCAAGGGUGGCGGUGGCAAGGGCGGCGGUGAUGGCAAGGGCGGCGGUGGUGGCAAGGGCGGCGGUGGCAAGGGCGGCGGCGGUGGCAGGGGCGGCGGCGGCAACGGCUACGGCAAGGGCGGCGGCGGCAAAGCUGCGCGGGUGUGAUGAGACAAGCCGCUCAGGCUCACCACCCCCACAUACUUUUGAGUACGUUGCAUGAGCAUGUGUACAAACCUGUGUGCCACCCGAAAUCCAUAGUGUCGCUGGUAUGGUUUCUUUUGUUGAAAAUUUGCGAAGUGCGGCUUCA
Molecule: messenger RNA, 1942 nt
Organism: Emiliania huxleyi CCMP1516
Lineage: Eukaryota; Haptophyta; Isochrysidales; Noelaerhabdaceae
Exons: 1
Coding region: 34-1800 (588 amino acids)
Source: RefSeq, a predicted model, not a curated record